AUGUUAUGGAGUAUAAUUUACCAACAUCUUCAGCCUUCCUUCUUUUCUUCUUUCUAUUUCUCCUUCUUAUUACUCUGCAUCAGAGCAGAGCAGGAACUGCUCACGCAGAAACCAACCUGGAUAUCAGGGCAACUUGGAGACCAGAUUGAAAUGAAUUGCUACCAGAACAACAUAGAUCACAACUGGAUGUACUGGUAUCGGCAAACAGCAGCAAAACAGCAGCUGGAACUGAUUGGUUAUAUAACUAAGGGAGCACUAAAAUCCACCAUUGAAGCUGAAUUUGAAGAUCGAGGUUUUACGAUUCAGCAGACGCAUGGUAAACACUGUUCAUUGCAAAUCAACAAAAUGAGCUCUGAGGAUGCUGCCGUUUAUUUCUGUGCUUCUAGCUUAGGCGGUCUUGUAAAUACAGACAUGUUGUGUGUGUCUGACAAGCUCUAUUUUGGACAAGGAACUCGACUGACAGUACUAGAAAAGGGACACAUUCUCACACCCCCAAGUGUGACCGUAUUUUCUCCAUCCAAAAGAGAAUUGGAAAAAAAGCAGAAAGCUACAAUUGUUUGUUUGGCCACUGAUUUCUAUCCAGAUCACGUCAUCCUUACAUGGUACCUAAAUGACAAGUCUAUAACAGAUGGAAUAAAGACAGAGGAGCCCAAAUAUGAAAAUAAGAAAUAUUCACUGAUCAGCCGUUUAAGAAUCACUGGGAACCAGUGGCAGAAUUCAAAAAAUAAUUUCAAGUGCAAAGUUGAUUUCUACAAUUCUUCUGAAAGCACAAGUUAUGAAGCUUCCAUAAUUGGAGAAGAAUGUGAUAGCCAGACCCCCACAAAUGAAUCAUAUCUCAGACAAGCCAAUCUUGGAAAACUGGUGUAUAUUCUUCUCAUUUUCAAGAGUGCCUUGUAUGGGGCAUUUAUAAUGCAUUUGAAAAUAAGAAAAAAGUCCUGUGGCAGUUGAAACAACAGAAGCCUUUUACCUGGGAACAUCAUGUCUGAGCUGAAUGAAUGCUGAAGAGAGAAGAAGAAUGAUUCUUGCCUUUAAAAGUCUGA
This is a messenger RNA of Ahaetulla prasina, 1040 nucleotides long. RefSeq names its product M1-specific T cell receptor beta chain-like. Bases 1 to 948 code for a protein of 315 amino acids. NCBI's taxonomy places the organism in Eukaryota, Metazoa, Chordata, Lepidosauria, Squamata, Colubridae. The transcript is spliced from 7 exons. Gene Ontology annotation, cellular component: plasma membrane. Gene Ontology annotation, biological process: cell surface receptor signaling pathway. The record is from RefSeq and is a predicted model, not a curated record.